Molecule: messenger RNA, 1363 nt
Organism: Piliocolobus tephrosceles (Ugandan red Colobus)
Lineage: Eukaryota; Metazoa; Chordata; Mammalia; Primates; Cercopithecidae
Gene: SMIM12
Product: small integral membrane protein 12
Exons: 3
Coding region: 430-708 (92 amino acids)
Source: RefSeq, a predicted model, not a curated record
GGGCAGGGUCACAGGGCAAGGUCCCGCGGGCCGCUGGGAGCGGCGACUUCCGUGCUCCCGGCGAGCGGGCGGAGAGCGGGGGCCGCACUGAGGAGUGUGGGCUGGGCCGCAGGUGAGCGCGCGGUCCCGGCGAGCAGGUCCGGUCAGCCCAGGCCCGUAACCUCUGAGUUACGGAAGGAGUGAUCGCUAGGGUCCACCCCUGUCCGGGCCAGACCUGCCAGCCCCCCUCUCUGGCGGGUGCUCUGGUGCCCAGUCUGGGAGCCCGGGUAGCCCUCCGCAGACAGGGCUUAUCGGCACCUCAGUGAGGACGGACGUUGAUGAGGCCACGAAUGAGUGUGUUCUUCCCACUAGAAAGAGUGUAAACUUUGAAGUUGGAGAGGCCUGGGUUCAAAAUCAGCGGCUGUAUCACUUCUGGUGAUUUUGGAUGUCAUGUGGCCUGUGUUUUGGACCGUGGUUCGUACCUAUGCUCCUUAUGUCACAUUCCCUGUUGCCUUCGUGGUCGGGGCUGUGGGCUACCACCUGGAAUGGUUCAUCAGGGGAAAGGACCCCCAGCCCGUGGAGGAGGAAAAGAGCAUCUCAGAGCGCCGGGAGGAUCGCAAGCUGGAUGAGCUUCUAGGCAAGGACCACACGCAGGUGGUGAGCCUUAAGGACAAGCUAGAAUUUGCCCCGAAAGCUGUGCUGAACAGAAACCGCCCAGAGAAGAAUUGAUGGAGGACACAGGGCCCUACGGUCCUACUGUGGGCGGUGACUUGUCCUGCUACCAUGUUGACAGAGCCCCAGAACCCACAUCUAAUUGGCUUUGUUGCUUAUUCUGGCCCCUCCCACACCACACAGCCACACAAAUACUGGCUGCUCCUUGAUGUCCAGGCAGACCCAGCGGCAGCCAAAGGGCCAGUGAAGAGGAAGGCCGCAUCUGUUGUGUGGUGGCCAGAAGCACUCAGGCAUCUGAGUUUACUGGUGCACUGCUGGGAGGAGUGUUAUGAGAUGAACGUUGGCUGUCAAUCUCUGUGGGCAGGCGGUUUGGCCUUGAGUGGGAAUGGCUGGGAUUUGGGUGUUGCCUUUAGGAGGGAUACCUGCAUGUCUAGUUCCAGUCUGCACUGGGAAGAAUUCAAAUAUGCACCUGGCUCCCUUCACUGUUUUGCCCUAUCUUUUGUGCUCAUUCCUACUGAAAUCUAUCUUGUCAGCUCAGGAAUGGGAUUCCCCCGGGAAGGAAAGCAUUUUUCUGUUCUGGGAAGCCCAGACUGUUCACUUUGGGGCAGGGACGAACAUGUGCCUCGUGAAUUUGCUUGAAAACAGUCCCCAUCAGCUACCCCCAUCACUGUAGAGUGCAAAACUUGAUUAAAGUGGUAUCUGAGAACCAUAA